Messenger RNA from Copidosoma floridanum, 4376 nucleotides. RefSeq names its product guanine nucleotide exchange factor subunit Rich (gene Rich). The record is from RefSeq and is a predicted model, not a curated record. Gene Ontology annotation, biological process: retrograde transport, endosome to Golgi; intracellular protein transport. Gene Ontology annotation, cellular component: cytosol; Golgi membrane; Ric1-Rgp1 guanyl-nucleotide exchange factor complex. Lineage: Eukaryota; Metazoa; Arthropoda; Insecta; Hymenoptera; Encyrtidae.
UUUCCCUGUCGUCUGCAUGCUUUCUUUUGUGUUUUUUUCUACUCUCGUACAAUUUUUGUCAACAUGUUGUCAACCUCACGACCCAACAUCAUUUUCUAAUAGGAGUAUAGGUAGUAUGCCGUUACAAUAUCAGAAGAGAUGAUGAUUAUUCGCGAAUGAUUUAAGGUUAUUCUCCAACGCCCGGGAUAAUUUCAUCAAUCCGUGGAGGAAGACGAAUGCCCACCUGACAGUUGACAAAUGGUAGAUCAUCGCCGUCAGUAUGUUCUUUCCGAUCGGCUGGCCGCGAGUGCUCAAUGUCUCGGAACCGGAUAAGAUCUGCUCUGUCAAGUGUAACCGCGAGCGUGGCCUCUUUGGUGUCUUGUACGCCGAUGCGGUCAGUAUCUGGUGCUGCAAGCCAUGUGUGCCCAUAGUGUUCUUGAGGCGGAGCCAAGAAUGCAUUCAAAAGCACGGAGAGAACACUAUGCUGGAAUGGAGACUGGACUCGAGUAUGAUAGUUAUCGGGACAAACGACAGUUAUCUGUUGUUUUACAAAGUGUUGGAUCAGUCGAGCGAUACCAGGAGUCCUUACGAACUCAAAGAUUCACCUGUCAAUAGUCUCAAAAGGGACAGCGCCGAACUGUUCAUUAAGGAGGCCAUACCAUUGAUGGCUCUGAAAUUUGAUAAAAGCGUAUGGAUCGACGGUGGUAUCAAUUCACUUGUGUGUAUCAGUGAUGAGCUAAUGGUGUCAACCAAGUCUAGUUUUAUAGUCAGACAAAAGUGGGAUGGGACGCAGAAUAGGGAUUACACCCUAGACUUGAGGAGGAUACCGUUUGCCAAUGACCAGCAGAUAUCUACCGUUGCUAUACCACUGACAGCUAAAAACACAUAUGUCACUGAUAUAGACUACUCACCGUUGAUCGGAGGAUUUGCUGUUGUUUUUAAUUGUGGCAAGGCUGCAUUCUUGACUGCACAGUCAUUGAAGUUUGACCCGAAUCAAGUUCAAGGUGUAUGGGCACGGGAUAUCGAUGAUGCGACCUGUGCAGCUAUCAAUGACAAGUAUAGGUUGAUUGUGUUUGGUAGGAAAAAUUCACAGGCUGCUGUUUUGUGCGUCGAUGAGACCACAGGAUCAUUAGAAGUGUCGCACAAUCUUGUUUUAUCCACCAAAGAUUACCCAGGUAUUCCUGGAUCGGUUUCAUCUUUAAGGUGGACACCGGACAGUUGUGCCGUUGCGCUAGCAUGGUCCAGUGGUGGUGUUUCAGUAUGGAGUACUUUUGGAGCACUUUUGUUGUGCACUCUGAAAUGGGAUUAUGGUCUAAAUGUAGAUCCUAUGAGAGCAAACCCAUUUCACGUGAUAUCCAUGGAAUGGUCAGCAGAAGGUUAUCAGCUGUGGAUGCUGAAAGAUUCUGACUUGAUGAAUAAGGAAAAGCAGACACACAACAAGUAUCACAAACAAGUAAGAUCAAUAGUACAAUGGGAAUUUGUAAAGAGUCCGCUUACAGUUAAUCCUUGCAUGUCUCACAAUUCACACAUAUAUCUGCAAGGUGAAGAUCGUUUGUAUAUUAAUUUAGGGCAUAAGAUUUUUUCUACCAACUUGAAAGCACAUUACUCUGAUGAGUAUAGAGCUGAUGGAUUUUGUCAUGUACUGUCUGGAACAAAACAGUGGCUCGUUGUCCCCAUUCCAAAUGCAUACACCAGUUGCAACUGGCCCAUCAGAUUCACUGCUAUUGACGAGGAAGGGCAGAGUAUAGCUGUAGCAGGUAAGACUGGAUUGGCGCAUUACUCAAUGUUGUCUAGAAAGUGGAAACUGUUUGGCAACGAGUAUCAAGAAAAAGACUUUAUUGUUACUGGAGGUCUAUUAUGGUAUCGUGGCUAUUUGAUAACCAGUAGUUACUCUAUUCCUGAAAAUGAAGAUGAAAUAAGACUGUACCCUAGAGAUGUGCGUUUAGAUAAUAAUUUUGUAAGGUCCAUUAAAAUGCCAUCUCAGGUUUUAUUAUUGAAUAUUUUGAAGAAUUUACUCUUAGUAUUUUGUGCUAAUUCUCAGAUAAGAAUAUACAAUAUGAGCCAGAAAAAGGAAAAGGUUGGCAGCUGGCUUGAUGUAACAAUGAUUCAGACAAUUGACAUCAAGAGUCUCUGUCCCCUGCCAGCUUGUGUUGUUAGUGCUAGCUUGACGUUGAUACGAACAGAAAUAACAGAUGACAAUAUGAAGCCAGAAACACUUUUGUUGAACGUUUCAGGAAAACUUCUAAUGGUGCAAAAGGAUAAUUGGCUCGAAAAUGCCGAUGCAUCUUUCACGCCUGCUGCACCAACUGUCCUAGCGUCAUGUGUUGAAAACUUAUGGAUACCUUGUGAAUUCAAAAAAGAAAAGCCUCAUUUGACAGAAGCUAUAUGGCUUUUCUGUGGUUCUCACGGCAUGAGAGUGUGGCUGCCUUUGUUUCCUAAAAGCCAUCAAGAUAAGGUUCAUACAUUCAUGAGCAAAAGAAUCAUGCUCCCGUUUUAUUUGAAAAUUUAUCCGCUCACCAUUCUGUUUGAAGAUGCGAUCCUGCUUGGUGCUGAAAAUGACACUGUCCUCUACACAUCCGACACCAGUUCCCCAUUUAUUUUACCCUUUAGUAUAUUGGAGUUCACUAGUCAGGUUUAUCUACACCAAAUACUGCGCCAGUUGAUUCAACGAAACCUGGGCUAUCACGCAUGGGAAAUCGCUAGAUCGUGCUCGACAUUGCCUUAUUUUUCUCAUUCGCUUGAAUUGCUCUUACACGAAGUAUUGGAGGAAGAGGCAACAAGCAAGGAACCACUGCCUGAUGCUCAGUUGCCAUCAGUGGUGGAAUUUAUCCAAGAAUUCCCUGGUUUUUGGACUAGAGCUGUUGUCCAAUGUGCCAGAAAAACUGAAAUUGCCCUGUGGCCGUAUCUGUUUUCGGUAGUGGGCCCCCCAAAAAAGUUAUUGGAAACAUGCUUGAACCAUCAGGAAUUGGAGACUGCGUCAAGUUAUCUUUUAAUCUUGCAGAAUUUAGAGGCGUCAUCAGUGAGUAAACAGUAUGCGACUUUGAUUUUAAAUGCUGCCCUCGAACAAAGGAAAUGGGAAUUGUCUAGAGAUUUGGUGCGCUUUCUGAGAACGAUUGAUCCGACUGACGCUGAAUUAAUGAAGACUUCUCACUUGGUGAAUUCUAAAAAGUCUACUCAAAAUUGCAUACUACCUCCUCAAUUAGAGAAUGGUACGGCGUCGAUGCCGAGAACUGUGCAAUCUUCAAAUAAGGAUAAAAAUCAAAAGUAAUUAAGUCUAAGUUUAGUGUUAAGAAUAGCAAAUUAAUUUUUUAACAGAAAAAUUUACUAGGAAUAAAAUAUAGUUGAGUAAUGUUUGCACGGAAAAUUUUUGUAAAUCAAAGCAAAUUUUACUUAACUAUUCGGUCGAGAUUUUUAUACAAAGUUUUGCUCAAAAGACAAAAAUUUAUUGUGUACAGAUUUGUAAACUAAUACCGCUUACAACGAAAGAUUUAUAAAAAAUGAUAUGUUAUCAGAAUAUAGUUACGAAUGAUUCUUAGUUUAACAAUUCAAUAUUUUUUUAAAUGAAAGCAUUUAUUUUUAACGGGGUUACAGAGUAUAAUUUCUUUGAAAAACUUUUGUAAUCAUUUACUACGAGUUGAACCAAAGAGUUUCUUUGAAAAAGAAAUUAAAAAUAAGUGUUUUGAUGGAAAAAAAUUAUUGUAUUUACUGCAUAAGCAAUGCCAAAUAUGUAUUAUAUAGGGUUAAAUAAUACUACGUAAAAGGGGCUUAAAUUUUUUAUUUAUUUAAUAAAAUGAUUUCUAAUUACGCAACAUGAUAUGUGUCUCGUUGGUUAAAAAGAUUUAUUUAAAAUAUGAAUUGAAGUAAAUCGUUUUAUUGUACGCGUAAACAAUUCACGGUGCCAAUCUACAUUAUUAUUGAAAAAAAUUUGUUCAACAUCUUUCCAUACAACCAUGAAAAUCAAAAUUCUCUUUAAAUCCAAUUUUUGUGAUAAUUGAAAAAUUUUUAGACGAACUCUUGUAUAAAACAAUUUUUUUGUCACUCGUCUAUCAUUGCUGUAAUCAUCGUUCGAAAAUAAAAAUAAAUCAUAGCAAUGAAAUUACUAAUGUAAUAAUUGCGAUUUCUAACAAGUUUUGUACGCGAUCAUUCGAGUGCUCUAGCAAUGAUUAAAAGUUUUAUUGAUCUUUGAACAACAUAAGCUUGAUGCCUUUGUACAAUUUUUUCUAUAGAUUUUUCACAACUUUAAAGUACGGCAUUUGUCUGAUAUCUUGAAUUUUAUGCACAUUCGCAGUCAAGAGUUUGAAGAUCUUCAAUAAAGAUAGUGUGAUCGAUUAUCCUUAGUAGUGGGAUUUUGUAAUUUAAUCGAAAUAAGCUAACUUAUUAACAUUUAUUUUUUAUGC